This is a messenger RNA of Vicia faba (fava bean), 1227 nucleotides long. NCBI's taxonomy places the organism in Eukaryota, Viridiplantae, Streptophyta, Magnoliopsida, Fabales, Fabaceae. The record is from the annotation of a GenBank genome assembly.
AUGUCUUCAGAAUCCCGAGAUGUUUGUAUUGUUGGUGUUGCAAGGACACCAAUGGGUGGUUUCCUUGGUUCCCUUUCAUCUCUUUCAGCUACACACCUAGGCUCACUCGCUAUUCAAGCUGCCCUCACCAGAGCUAAUGUUGAUCCGUCCCUUGUGCAAGAAGUCUUUUUUGGGAAUGUUCUCAGUGCUAACUUAGGACAGGCUCCUGCUAGACAGGCUGCAUUAGCUGCUGGAAUACCUACAUCUGUUGUAUGCACUACUAUUAACAAAGUUUGUUCAUCAGGGAUGAAAGCUACCAUGCUUGCUGCACAAACAAUUGAGUUGGGUUCCAAUGACGUUGUUGUGGUUGGCGGCAUGGAAAGCAUGUCAAAUGCACCUAAGUAUAUUGUCCAAGCAAGGAAAGGAUCUCGGUUAGGGCAUGAUACUAUCAUAGACGGUAUGCUCAAAGAUGGUCUUUGGGAUGUCUAUAAUGAUUUUGGUAUGGGAGUUUGUGCCGAACUGUGUGCAGAUCAACAUUCCAUAACUAGAGAUGACCAGGAUGCUUAUGCCAUUCAAAGCUUUGAGAGAGGAAUAUCUGCACAAAAGGAUGGUCAUUUUGCUUGGGAGAUAGUUCCGGUUGAAAUUUCCAAUGGAAGAGGAAAGCCUUCCACACUAGUAGAUAAAGAUGAAGGUUUGGGGAAGUUUGAUGCUUCAAAGUUAAGGAAGCUUGGACCAAACUUUAAAAAGGUUGGGGGUACAGUGACUGCUGGCAAUGCUUCUAGCAUAAGUGAUGGUGCGGCUGCAUUAGUGCUAGUGAGCGAAGAGAAGGCACGCGAGCUUGGUUUGCAUGUAAUUGCAAAGAUAAAAGGAUUUGCAGAUGCAGCUCAGGCACCCGAAUUAUUUACAACUGCUCCUUCCCUUGCAAUACCUAAAGCUAUAUCAAAUGCUGGUCUGAAGGCUUCUCAAAUUGAUUAUUAUGAAAUAAAUGAAGCCUUUUCAGUCGUGGCUCUUGCGAAUCAGAAGCUUCUCAGUCUUAAUCCUGAAAGAGUUAACGCACAUGGAGGUGCUGUGUCAUUGGGACAUCCGUUGGGUUGUAGUGGAGCUCGCAUCUUAGUUACAUUAUUAGGGGUAUUGAGACAUAAGGGUGGAAAGUAUGGGGUUGGUGCCAUCUGCAAUGGGGGAGGAGGCGCAUCUGCUCUAGUCGUUGAGCUCGUGCAAGGCAACACUUGGAGACGUUCGUCAUUGUGA